AUUUAUAUUUAUACAUUUAUAAUAGUGUGCGAAUGAGUGGAAAAUAACACUCUUUAAUUACAUUUAUUUUUAAAUAACAAACACUUAUUCGUUUGUUGGUCAAUAUUAGCAACCUCGAUGACUCAAAUAUUGAUUCGGGUGAUUUUUCGAAAAAUCAUCCAGCAGGGCUGCCAACAUAAAGAAUUAAUUGCGACCCGAAGCUUGACCCGUCGUUGUCAAAAAACCCAUUUAUCCGUUUACUCAUUAACAUUGCUAGCCAAAUCUGUAAUCCAUGCCAUGGUUGAAAUAUUCUAAUUCGAAUUCCAUUAUGUAAAAAGCAACACCACCUAGAAAGGCGUGGGUAAAAAGUCGCUAAUCAGUGCCGCCAACUUACGUAAUGUUGCCCACCCUGAAGCUUGACAGCUGUCAUUGUCAAAAUGCUUUUCCAAUAACAACAACAAUGUUUGUAUCGCAUUAUAAAUAAUUAACAUCAUCGAUUUUACGAAAAAUGGGGAGCGAAAAGCUUUUAUUUCGCUUGGAACAGCCCCAUGGGACCGGUGAUAUUUACAUAGCAUGGCAGAAAGGAUCUGGAAUGUAUCUAGCAACAACUGGAAUAGAUUCAAUGGUUAAUAUUUUUGAUAGGUAUGGGCAAAUACAGGACCGGAUUAGACUACCAAGUCUGUGUACUGGGUUCGGGUGGGACUCGGACGGCGAUCUCUUAGCCGUCAUCUGUCAAGCCCCCCAGUUAACUCUAUGGGACGCCAAUACUCAAAAAAAAAUACAAAUUGACGUGCGAUUAAAAGACCAGAUGUCGUGUUUAGUGUGGGCGAAAACUACCCCAAUGUUGGCCGUGGGGACUUGCAAAGGCAACGUCUCUAUUUAUAAUCACAACACGUCAAAGCGCACCCCUAUUAUAGGCAAACACACCAAAAAAAUAACCUGUGGGGUGUGGAACACCGAAAAUUUACUCGCCCUUGGUUCCGAAGAUAAAACAAUAUCAAUUAGUAACCUAGAUGGAGACACUUUGAGAGUGAUCAAUUUGAGGGCUGAACCUUCUGAGAUACAUUUUUCUGAAAUGAAGCUCGAUGAGCGAAUGGGGGGCGAAAACACCGUCAGCGUCAUUGUAGGCAAACGCACCCUCUAUCUAUACAAUUUACUAGAUCCAGACAACCCUAUAGAACUCGCAUUUCAACAACAUUACGGCAACCUCGUCACUUAUAAGUGGUUCGGUGACGGCUACAUUCUCAUAGGUUUCACAGGUGGGUAUUUCAUAGCGAUCUCCACUCACAUCAAAGAAGUGGGACAGGAAUUGUUUCAAAUACGCAACCACAAAAGCACACUCAAUGACAUUACGGUGUGCGAAAAAAUAGGAAAGGCGGCCUCUUGCGGCGACAACAACGUUAAAAUCCACGACUUGAGUAACCUUCAGGAAACUUCUAGCGUUCUGUCUUUAUCACAGGAGGCCGGUCUAGAGAGAAUAAGUUGGAGUGUUGAUGGCCAGUUGUUUGCGGUGUGCACCAGAGGCGGCUCGUUGAAUGUAUACGUCUCUCACGUGCCUCUACUGACCUCAGUCUGUGCCCCCAGGAUAGCCAUCCUGUCGAGCUUGACAGAGAUAAGCUUGUACAAUUACUCGUCUGAGAAAGCGAAGCUUAAGCCCAUCGCUAUCACUUUGGAAACGGAGCCGAGCUUUAUCGCAGUGGGUCCUUAUCACAUAGCGGCCGGUAUGAACAACAGAGUGUGGUUUUACGAUUUGACGCGGCCCCAGCCGGGGGCCGACGACGCUCCCUUGAUGCUUAAAGAUAGACAGUACCUUGGGGGCGUCACUAGUAUUAAAUUAAACCCGGAAUAUGCGUCGGUUCUGUUCGAGGGAAAACUCCAGCUGCAUAUGAUCGAACAGCCCGAAGUUUGUCACGAAGAUCGCGAGACCAUCAUGUUUCCCGAUGCGAAUUCGCCGAAUUUAUUCAUAACUUGCCAUGCUCUGACGACUGACUUUUUAAUCUACGGGACGGAUAUGGGAAACAUUGUGUAUUUUCACGUGGAAGAGUGGGCUGUGGCGACUGAGUACUCGCACUCGGUGGGUAUAACGAAUAUUUUUAGCGAUCCGGCGGGCAGUCGGAUCAUUUUUGUGGAUAUUAAGGGGCUGGGGUACGUCUACAAUGCUGUGAUAAAUGAAGUUGUUGCCAUACCAAACCUACCCAAUAAAGUGUCUGGAGCUACGUGGGACAGCAACAUCAACGACCGCAAUAUUUUUUUAGUUCACGACCAACACGACAUCUUUACGUACGUGUACGUGAAAUAUUCAGUCCACGGUCCCUCAGUUGAGAAAAUCGGUCAAACCUCUCUAGUUUCCAAACAGACCCCGCUUUUAAUGUACUCCGGCGAAGUGAUAUCAGCGACAUCUGGCGGCCAAAUCAGUCGCCUUAUGCUCAACACCCACGACUCGCACCAAGCCGGUAUAAGCGAACGGGAGCACACCAUUCUAGAAUCCAACUUCCACAAACAGAUAGCUUUGCACAGGUUUUCCGCUGCGUGGAACACAUGCGAAGUUCUUAAAUCGGACGACUCCUGGCGAAAAUUGGCCGUCGAAGCCAUAAAACACCUAGAAAUCGACUUGGCCAUUCGUGUUUAUAAAAUGCUGGAGGACGUCUCGAUGGUGUGGUCUUUGGAGAGCAUCUCCGGGGUGGAAGAUUCCAAGCUACUCUGCGGCUACGUUUCCAUGUUCCUUGAGGACUUCGACUUAGCGCAGAAGUGGUUCCUGGAGUCGAGUUACCCAGUGGCCGCUCUUGAAAUGCGCCGCGAUCUGCUCCAGUGGGACCAAGCUCUACAACUGGCGAAAAAAAUGGCGCCCGAGCAGAUCGCCUUAAUUUCGAGAGAGUACGCCCAACAGCUCGAAUUCACCGGGAAUUACUCGGAAGCGCACAUCCACUACGAGAAAGGUCUACAGGAGAACUUAAGCCGCGAACACACCUACAUUUGUAAAGCGGGGAUAGCGAGAACCGCUCUCCACUGUAACAAUCAUCGCCACGGUAUCAGUAUAGCUUUAGAGUUAGACAACAAACAACUCCUACGGGAGUGUGCGGAGAUCCUCGAAAAGAACAAACUGUUGAACGACGCCGCCAUGUUGUUCGAGAAGUGUCACAAUUACGAUCGGGCAGCCAUGGCUUACAUUAAAUUGCGAAACUGGCAGAAAGUCGGCGACAUUUUACCGAAAGUAUCUUCGAAUAAGAUUCAUUUGCAAUACGCGGUUGCUAAGGAGAACGAAGGUAGGUAUGACGAGGCAGUCGGGGCGUAUUACACGGCCAAGGACUUCGAUUCGGUGAUUCGACUACAACUCGAACACUUGAACAAUCCCGAGAUUGCGGUGGAACUCGUCCAAGAAACGAAAAGUGUGGAAGGGGCGAAACUCGUGGCGAAGUUUUUCCAAAAAUUGAACGACUACACGUCCGCUAUUAAAUUCUUGGUGUUGUCGAAAUGCAACGACGAAGCGUUCGAUCUGGCGCGAAAACACGGAAAAAUGCAACUCUAUGGAGAAAUACUUCUGAAUACACUGUCCCCGGAUGAGUUGCGUCCGCAGGACUUCAACAGCGUAGCCAUGCAUUUCGAGAACGAACGCAACAGUCUGCUAGCCGGCACGUAUUGGUUCCACGCCAAAGAGUACGCAAAAGCCAUGAAACAUCUACUAAAAGCCGCUAAAUCGAACUCGAAAGAAAACGAAGCCAUCACUGCAGCCAUAGACGUAGUGGCUUCUUCAAAAGACGAAGCCUUGUCAGCGCAACUGAUCGAGUUUCUUCUGGGAGAAGCCGACGGCUUACCCAAAGACCCUAAAUACCUAUUCCGACUAUACAUGGCGCGCAAACAAUACAAAGAAGCAUCCAAGUCGGCGCUGAUCAUAGCCAACGAAGAACAAAUCAACGGGAACUACCGCAACGCGCAUGACGUGCUUUUCGCCAUGUACCAAGAACUAAAACAGAACGGCAUCAAAAUCCCCAGCGAAAUGCAAGCCAAUCUCAUGCUCUUGCACAGUUACAUUUUGGUACGACUGCAUGUUCGGCGGGGCGACCACCUAAAAGGGGCGCGGAUGUUGAUCAGGGUUGCCAACAACAUCUCGAAGUUUCCGUCGCAUAUCGUUCCAAUUUUGACUUCAACAGUCAUCGAGUGUCACAGGGCCGGCCUCAAACACGCCGCCUUCAAGUACGCUACGAUGUUGAUGAACCCCGAGUAUCGCAAAAACGUCGACGCCAAAUACGCGAAGAAAAUCGAAGCGGUGGUCAGGAAGCCUCCGAAGAGCGGCAAAGACGGUGACGUCGGGGAUCCGGUCGAACCGCUGACUCCAUGUCCGUACUGCGAGAAUUUGCUCCCCGAAACAGAAGUGAAUUGUAUCAACUGCAAGAAUAACAUCCCGUUUUGUAUAGUGACGGGUCGCCAUAUCGUGACGACUGACUUGACGGCGUGUCCGGAAUGCGAUUUCCCGGCUUUGAGGCCUGCGUUUAUUGAGAUCCUCGACAACGAAGAUAGUUGCCCCAUGUGUUCGGAAAAAGUGGAUUCUCGAAGAUUGCCUAAAAUCGACGAUUUUAAACCAUACUUAAAUGUUGAAUAAUCAUUGAUCUCAUUGUUUGAGUAUUAUUUAUUUAUUUAUUUUAGUACAAUUAGUUUUUAGGGAAUAGAUCCGUCCAUAAGUAACCAGUGCCGUCCUUGUGUAGUGCAAUAGCUGUUAAAAGAAGGAAAUAUACAUUUUAGAAAGUU
This is a messenger RNA of Zophobas morio, 4722 nucleotides long. It is a transcript of the gene Oseg6, whose product is annotated as WD repeat-containing protein 19. Gene Ontology annotation, cellular component: cilium; intraciliary transport particle A. The transcript has 15 exons. The coding region runs from base 488 to 4576 and encodes 1362 amino acids. Lineage: Eukaryota; Metazoa; Arthropoda; Insecta; Coleoptera; Tenebrionidae. Gene Ontology annotation, molecular function: protein binding. The record is from RefSeq and is a predicted model, not a curated record. Gene Ontology annotation, biological process: intraciliary retrograde transport; cilium assembly.